UUUAUAACAUAAAAUUGUUCAACACUUUUUUCCAGAAUCCGUUCUAUUCUGUUUAUAACUUAAAAGUGUUCAAAAUUCAGUUUUUUCGGUGGCAAUAUUAUUAGCACUCAGUAUAUCAGCAGCAGUUCAUCCACCUGAAGCUGGUGCGUCAUCUCGAGCCCCCAACUAUGAAGGGAAUGAGUAGCUGCUGCAGACUGCUGCUGCUCCUGGUAGCCGCGACAACCACAGCUGCAGGUGAACAAACUUCCACAGGCACAGGCGUGUGCCGCGCUGGUCAGUUCAAGUGCGCCAACGGCCGCUGCAUACGCGAGACGCGGCGGUGCGACGGACGCAACGACUCAUCCUUUGACUGUGGCGACGGCAGCGACGAGCGCGACUGCUGCACCGGCGACCCUUUCGUGUGUGGCGACGGCAGAUGCAUCCACAAGCGUUGGGAAUGCGACGGCGAGAACAAGUGCGGGGACUGGAGUGAUGAGAAGCAUUGCGUGUGCCGCCCUGGUCAGUUCAAGUGCUCCAACACCGGCCGCUGCAUACCCGAGACGUGGCGGUGCAACGGAGGCGACGACUGUUGGGACGGCGACGACAGCGACGAGCUCGACUGCUGCACCGGCGACCACUUCGUAUGCGGCGACGGCAGAUGCAUCCACAAGCGUUGGGAAUGCAGCGGCUGGGACAACUGCGGGGACUGGAGUGAUGAGAAGCAUUGCUGCACCGGCGAACACUUCACGUGCGGCGACGGCAGAUGCAUCCACAAGCGUAAUGAAUGCGACGGCAGGAACAACUGCGGGGACUGGAGUGAUGAGAAGCAUUGCACGUGCCGUCGCUCUGGUCAGUUCAAGUGCGCCAACACCGGCCGCUGCAUAAACGAGACGCUGCGGUGCGAUGGACGCGACGACUGUUGGGACGGCGACGACAGCGACGAGCGCGACUGCUGCACAGGUGACCACUUCGAAUGCGGCAACGGCAGAUGCAUCCACAAGCGUUGGGAAUGCGACGGCACGAACAACUGCGGGGACUGGAGUGAUGAGAAGCAUUCCGACGUCCCCCGCUUGACUGUCACGCCGGCCGUGACCUCCGCCAGCGUUUCUUGGACGUGGCGUACGCAGCAAUUUUUCAACGUAACUCUGGCGAUGAAAUCAAGAGAAGAUUGCACCCCAAAGAAACCCGACGCUGUUCAAUAUUUCCACAAUCUGAGCACGGCUAAGCUGGAGCUGACGCAGCUGAAGGCGUACACUGAGUACGAGGUGUGCGUGUACGCAUACAACGACGGAGGACAAAGUGAGAAGUGCGAAGUGUUCGAGACCCGGCCGGGUGAAGCUCCUGAGCCUGUGGAGGAGUUGACCUCUUCCACGACGUCCACUUCCAUCAGCCUGCGGUGGAGGAAAUCUUGUCCUCCCAUGGCCGCCAUCAGAGGCUACCGCGUCACGGUCACUCACUACGUCGAAGCGUCGGAGUGCAGCGACAGCGCAGCCCACUUCUGCCACACCAUCAAGGAACUACAACCUGAACGCACGUACAACAUUGAGGUACAAAGCUGCACCGCUGACGCUAACCACGCAUGUUCUGCUGCUAAGGCGACAUCCGUCACGACAGAACCAGCAGUAUCCUGCACCGCAGAGGAGCUGCAGUGCGGCGCCCUGUGCCUCCCACUCUCUGCGCGGUGCAAUGGCGCGUCAGAACGCGACGAUGGAGAGGACGAACCGCCGUCGCAGACCGCGGUCAUACCAACUGAUGUGGUGCCAGGUGCACCGGUUCCAGGUGUAGCGGUGCCGGGUGCAGCGGUGCCGGGUGUAGCGGUGCCAGCUGUAGUGGUGCCAGGUGCAGCGGUGCCGGGUACAGCUGUAUCAGAUGCAGCGAUGCCAGGUGCAGCGGUGCCAGGUGCAGCGGUGCCAGGUGCAGCGGUGCCAGGUGCAGCGGUGCCAGGUGCAGCGUUGCCAGGUGCAGCUGUGCCGGGUGUAGCGGUGCCAGCUGCAGCGGUGCCAGGUGCAGCGGUGCCAGGUGCUGCGGUGCCAGGUGCAGCGGUGCCAGGUGCAGCGGUGCCAGGUGCAGCGGUGCCGGGUGUAGCGGUGCCUGGUGCAGCGGUGCCAGACAGAGACUCUGCAAAAAUCUUCAAUUUCUUCUACAACACACCAGAGACCAAGACCUCCGACACUGACUUCAUCACCGAGACCGAAUUCAUUGACGAUGACGACCUGAGGCGCUCAACACUCAACCUUUCCCAACAGCCAAAAGACGACGAUGGACAAAAAAAUGACCCUCCGCCCCCGAAACCCGUAGCCCAUAACGUGGACCAUGACCCCAGAAAGAGAAAAAGCAUUGACGAUCAGUACAAAGACUCAUUCAUCACAGGACCAGGACUCGACGAUCCGAUCCCCAUCAAACUAUUUAGGAGCUCCAGAGAUAAAGUAGAAAUCCCCCCUGACCCAUCUAACCUUUGGUACGCCGAAGAAUUUAGGAAGAAAGACUACGGACUGAAGCUCUCGGUGAAAGACGCAGACUCUUCAAAAGUAAUCGGCUACCUGAAACGUGACAAACUAAGGAUACAAACACCUCUAACAAAUAUCAUUCCCCACGACAUCUUCACCAACAUGGACAAACAUUCGAUAACAACCACCAAAAAGACAAAGCACUCCACAUUCAAGCACCCAUCACAAUGA
This is a messenger RNA of Hyalella azteca, 2657 nucleotides long. RefSeq names its product sortilin-related receptor. The coding region runs from base 168 to 2657 and encodes 829 amino acids. The record is from RefSeq and is a predicted model, not a curated record. Gene Ontology annotation, molecular function: protein binding. NCBI's taxonomy places the organism in Eukaryota, Metazoa, Arthropoda, Malacostraca, Amphipoda, Hyalellidae. The transcript has 15 exons. Gene Ontology annotation, cellular component: plasma membrane.